This is a messenger RNA of Racocetra persica, 159 nucleotides long. Lineage: Eukaryota; Fungi; Glomeromycota; Glomeromycetes; Diversisporales; Gigasporaceae. The record is from the annotation of a GenBank genome assembly.
UUCACUGUGGUUGUCGUUGUCCUGAUAGGACACCUACUAUCCAAGCGUAAUGUGCACAAAUAUGCAAUAACUCUUUGUGCCUGUCGUCCCGACAGGCCAAAUUCCAUUAGUAUUUUGUCGUCUACAAACCAAAUCCCUCUGCUAAUCACUAAAGCCAUG